This is a messenger RNA of Culex pipiens pallens (northern house mosquito), 4928 nucleotides long. RefSeq lists its product as uncharacterized. Lineage: Eukaryota; Metazoa; Arthropoda; Insecta; Diptera; Culicidae. The coding region runs from base 116 to 4822 and encodes 1568 amino acids. The transcript is spliced from 3 exons. The record is from RefSeq and is a predicted model, not a curated record.
GCGUUCGGCUCGCGCAAUCGUUUGGAUUAUUCUGAGUUUUUUUGCUGAUAAAUUACGCAAAUGAAGCACUUUUUUUGGUGAACGGGGUGAGCGCCUACCAACCAGGUUUGCAGCCAUGUCCGAGCAGUCGGACUCCGAGGACGGCGACGGAAGCUUCCUGACCGAGUCGGAAAGCGAGCACGAUUCGACGUGGGGCGAGGACAAGUCCCAGAAGAAUGUGGAUUAUACGGCGACAGCCAAGGAGAUUAUCUGCGAGAAUGUGAACAUUACGACGGAGAAUGCGCUGAAGCUGAACAGCGGAUACCAUAACAUGCUGAAGAUUUUGAAGAACAAGUUGGAGAUAUUGCUGGGACAGUGCCAGGAGCGGCAGAAGGAGAUUGAGAAGCAGAUUGACGAGUAUCGGAACGCGAAGCGGCCGGUGGCGAGGAAGUCGCGCACUUCGGGGUACAUUUGCGGGCAGCCUUUCUUUAAGGACGAGGAUUUGUACCCGGGGCCGCACAAUGACGACUAUUUGACGCGGAAGAACGUGGGGAAGGAGUUUUUCCCGCUGGAUUUGUUCGAGGUGACCGAUACGAACUGGACGGUGAAGGACAAGGUGAACAUCUUGAAGGGGGUUAAAGCGCAGAUUGUGGAGUUUAUCGAGCGGGAGAACCGGCUAAAGAUUCGGAAGGUGGGGAAUGGGUUGGAGGCGGAGCGGUUGCGGCGGGAGAUUGCGUCGCUUGGGCGGAAGGAGAUUGGGGAUUUGUGGGAGAAGGUGCUGCGGUUUCCGGAGGAGUAUCCGGAUCAGCGUUUUGAGAUUGAUUGGUUGAGGAUUUCGAAUGUUAACAUUAGUGAGCGGCACUCGGUAUCUGCUUGUAUUGGGAUUUGGAACAAUUACAUGCUGCCGGGGUUGGUUCGGGAUGCUUGGAAGCCGGAGGAGGAGACGCGGCUGGUGGAGGCGGUUGAGCGGUACCAGCGACAGGAUUGGGCGCAGAUAGCGGUUGAGGUUGGGGGUCGUUCGGCGUACCAGUGCUUUGUGCAUUAUCAGACGACGUUUUCGGACAUGGCCCAGAUUAAGCACGAGCGAUGGAGUGUGGAGGAGGACGCAUUGUUGGUCAGGUUGGUCGACGAGAACCGGGUUGGAUCGAACAUUGUCUGGAACAAAGUUGUGGAGAAAAUGCCGCUGAGGAACAAGAUUCAGUGUUACAACCGGUACAUGUUCACGCUGAUGCGACCGACGAAGAACGCCAAAUUUACGCCGGAAGAGGACUGCGUCAUAACGGCGUACGUGCAGGAACACGGUGAAGAUUUUAAGUACUUCCCGCCGAAUCUGCUGCCCGGGCGAACGAAUCGACAGAUCUGGGCAAGGUACCAUCACACGCUCAAGUACGUGAACAAGCACUCCGGAUGGACAAUCGAAGACGAUUACAGCUUGAUGAACUUCAUCAAGGAGAAUCUUACCGACGAGGGACCGCGUAAAAUCUCGUGGGCCGCCUGCUCGAAAGUUCUCGGCAAUCACAGCCGCUUGAGCUGCCGGACACGGUACUACACGAUCGAAAAGUUCCUGGAGAAGAAUCCGGACGCCACCCUGCUGGACGUUCCCCGCAAGGAGAAGCGCCUGUCGACCGCCGUAACGAACGAAAACUGGAUGCAAACCAUGGUCGAAAUACGCAACACUGAGGACAAGGCAGACGAAGACCAAGAGGAAGAAGACGAACUGCCGUCGACGUCGAGCGCAGCUCGAGAACCGUCGCCACCACCCCCGCAAGAAGCGCCAGCGAAGAAGACUCGCGCCAAGAAGGUCAUCGGCCUGCCAAAGAACAAGCUUUUCUGCGAUACGUUGCGAUGCGCCAUGAAGAAGAAGCUGUACGAAAAGUUUCUGUACUCGUUCCACUUCCGCUUCGGCGAUCAAUAUCCGGACGUCGAAAACAAGCGCGUUUUCUGCAACCAGCAGGUCGUUUGCAUCCUCCUCAACUGUCCAACCCAGUACGAAGCGGUCGCAACGGCCCGCCACAACUUUACCCUGAACGAGCUCAAGUCCCUGCGCACCAGCUUCUCCAUCCAACUCAACGCCGCGUUGGCCAACUUCCUGCAAAACUGCACCUCCUGCUUCCUAAUGCCCCCGAAUUACAACACCAUCCUUGGCCUUCGCGGAGUCGUCCUCCACGCCAACUACCCCAAACCACCCCCAAAACCCAGCAAAAAAGAACUCCCCCCGCCAACCGAUCAACUCGACGAAUUCGCCUACCAGCACGCCCUCCAAGCCUUCCGCGCCCGCUUCCGCUCCAUCUUCCUGUGGACAAUGCUGCUGGCCCGGCAAAACCCACGCGACGCCGACUUCCAGAACGUCGGCGUCGUCGCAGACGACCCAGGCGCCCAACAAAGCUACGAACACGACUACCAAGCCCAGCUGGACGAGCAAAUCUCGCUGCAGCAGCUGGUACAGCUGGCCACCACCCGGCCGGAACCACCACCACCAAUCUGCCAGCCGACGGGCGUUGAGUCGCUGCGCAAGGUGCGCAUCUCGCGCGCCACGCCCCGCUCCGUGUACGUCGAGGAGAUGCGCGAUGACGACUCGCUGGACGGGAUCGUGUCGCCCGAGCAUCAUCAACCGAUCGCGGAAGUAUUGCCCUCGGCGUUGCAGUCAACGACGGCGACGACGCAGACGGUCGAGGCGUACUGCCUGGACGAGGAUUCGAACCAGCUCAGUUUGGUGUCGCAAAUUACCGUCAUCAAUCCGGGGGAUUUGCCGAUUGUGGAGUUGCCUCAGCUAGAGGUGGAGCCUCAGGUUGACGUCGCCGACGGUCCGGUGGUUGAGGAAUUGCCGAGCCUGGAAGAGGGCGGGGAUGAGUUGAUGGAGGAGGAGGACACGAGACACGAUCCGGCGGAAGAGACGUUUUCGGCCGACGAGGUGGAGGACGAAUCUGGACAGUUUGGCGGGGAGGAGGUUGGUGAGCAGGAUAGUUCCAACCAGGAUGAUCAGCUGGUUUCUGAUCGUCAAGAGGAGCCUGUUCAGAAUGAACCAAUCGAGCUGACGACGACCACCUUAUGUGACACCUCCCAAGCAGAGUGCACCGUCGCAGCAGAACCACCGUCCGAGCCCCACCAUGAGCCGGAUAUUGGCGCCGAAAACGUCACCAUUUCUUCGACCAGUUUGGCCCACGUGACGGCCGUCACGAACGUGGGCGACUUUGUGAUCGAGGAACUCGAAGAGACCGAAUACUGCGAGGAGGUCGUCACUCAGACGUCCUGCGAUGAACCGUUGGAUCUGCACAUGUCACCGGUGGCAAACUCGGUGGAAGUUGAGGAGGAAUUGGUACCGACUGUGCGCGCUCCGCGCAAGACUUACAGCCGGGCAGCGGGUCGAAGCUCGCAGCGGCUGAGCGAUCGACAGGAGCAGGUGGUGGUGAAGCCGGUGUCGCACGCGUGGCGUUGGACGCAUUUGGAGGGGCAGGAUGAGGUUGAGAUUGAGGGCCAUCGUGAGCUGUGGGAACGGUGCGAUCCGGCGCGGGAUGAGUUUCGAGUGGUGCAGAGCGAUUACGCGACGGAUUUGGCGGAGCAGCAGCGGGACGAGGUGAUCGUGAUUGACGAUGAGAUUGAGAUUAAGGAGGAACCGCUGGACGUGGAGGAAGAUAAUUUGAUUGACGUGCAGUUACCUCCGGAGGAGAAUCAGGUGGACGAGUCGACGAUCCAGCAAAUCAUACAAACUGCCAGCAACAUACUGCGGAUUUCGGAAACGUACAGGUUGGACCAGUCGUGUUUGCUGCCGCCACCACCUCCACCUCCUCUACCGCCUGUUCCGGUGCCGGAACCUUUGCCAACCUGCGAAUCGUUCCGUUCGGUUCAAUCGGGUCCGCUGGUGGUGCAAACGCCGUCGCGGAUCUUCGACGAAGAGUCCAACUGCUACUACUACGUGGACGAGGUCCAGGAGGAAUCGGGCAUGGAAAUCGCCGGUCCAGAAGUGGAGAUAAAUCCAACCGAAAAAUCGACGCCUUUUGCGAGUCAAACGCUGGAAGAUCUGCUGCAAGACUCGCUCCAAGCGACCUACGCUGUGAUGCCUCAGUUUGCCACCCCUCAACGGGUCGUUGAACCGUUCGAAGCGAUUCCAAUCACGAGGACCCCCAACCGGACGCAGAGUACCUACGGAGGAAGAAGAACUCGCGCCAUGGUGGCCAUGGAGGAAAUGUACUCACCGGCGCCUCCGAUCAACCGGCCCAAGCGACCUCCCCGCGAACCGGAGAUCGCAAACCCAGCCGCCAAGCACAACAUGCAAGUUAAAGCCCUCACCCAGCUGGACGCCCUCAGCAAGCAGCCCCGUCUUCCCCCCAGACCAUCGUCCGCCCUCUCGAUGGACCAACUCGUACUCCUUGAACCCACGCCAACUCCCAAAAAGCGACCCCACUCCUCCCAGCAAACCCGACCCCCAAAACCCAAACGAAGCCGCACUCAACACCUCCUCAUCGAACCGGUGCUACCGACAACCCCGACCAUCAAGCAGGAACCGCUGGACCUGCUCGCAAACGCCGAACAGGCCGACUUUAGCGCCGUCGACAUCAUCGACGCCCUAAACAGCAUGAGUCAACGCAUGAAGCAGGAGCGGCUCAGCGACGACGACGACGACGACGGCGUGGAAGACGACAAGAGUUCAAUCCAGCAUCUGGUUCCAACGCCGCCGCCGCCGCCGCCACCUUCAGUCAAAACAACGACGACGACCACCGAGAGUCGAUCGGUGAUGCAGAAGAUGGUGCGGACCAUCAUAGAAACGUCGGCGGGCCGAUCCCGGAUGGACGUGCACUUUAAGGUCGCGGGUGUAACGAUCAAGAAGGUGCAGCAGCGAAAGUGAGUUUGAUCCAUUGUGGCGCAUUUCUAAGUCAUUAGUUUGAACAAGUGAGUAUAGCGAUUAAGGAGACGGACUUUGCUCGAAAUAUACUUUGUUUGAGACAGUUUGA